CACACAUCUGCUGUGAGGACGUGUUUGGCAUCGUGGGAGAAACUUUUGCUUUUCCAGUAAAAAUAGACCAAAAAAUAAGGGAAAUUAUUUGGACAAAAAACAAGGAUAAAGUGGCUGAAUGGGAAGGGCAAAACCAACCGACAUAUUUUACUUCUCUCCGUAGCAGAGGCUUGCUUGACACGGGGAGUGGAGGCUUGACUAUAUUUAACUUGGAGAAGAGUGAUUCUGGCAUGUACAUGUUAGAAUAUUUGGAUUCUGGGAAAAAAAAUGAGUUCUUAACCUUCAGCCUUGCUGUGUUAGAUCCCCCUUCAGAACCUGAAAUAAGAUGCAACUUCAGUGGUGAUAACCUUGUGUUAACAUGUAUAGCAGAUUUCCAGCAGCCUCUGAAUUACACUUGGAAGUUCAGCAGCAUGCAAAAGACUUCUCACAGCCAGGAAGUCUCCAUUCCGAAGAAUGUUGAUGCUUCUGAGAAAGCUUCAUGUUUCAUUAAAUUCUCUCAAACGGAAAAGAGCUCUGGUAUCUCUUUGACUCAAUGCUUUCCAGAUCAAAAAGGUAAUGAAAGCAGAGGUGGUCUUAUUGCAGCGUUUGUUCUCUUAACUUCAGCUGUAGUAAUACUAGGAGUCCUAUACAGAAGAGCUACACCUUCACAAGCUGUUGGUUAUGACAAUGAAAAGCCUGAAGCAGACAAAGAACUGAACAAGGAGGACAGUGCCCUGAAGGAUGAGCAGACAGUUAACAGUGGUAUAAAACAGGAAG
Molecule: messenger RNA, 756 nt
Organism: Pelecanus crispus (Dalmatian pelican)
Lineage: Eukaryota; Metazoa; Chordata; Aves; Pelecaniformes; Pelecanidae
Source: RefSeq, a predicted model, not a curated record